AAUUUAUUAAUUCUGCUGAAACAUGGAAGGUGUUGGUAGAUGAAUGGAUUAACAUGACUAAUGAUGGUGAAAUAGAACAAAUUGCUUCGUUAGAUGAUUCACAUCCAGCAGAAAAUAAAAAGGCCAAGUGGGCUUUGGCAGAUUUAUCAAUAGAUCAAUGGACCACCAAUGGACCAAUGGAUCGUCAAAAUGACCUAGAAAAAUUUGAUAAAGCCAGGGAACUUAAGAAACAUCUAGAAAAAAUUCGCCAUGAUUACAUAAAGGAUUUAAAAGAUAAACUCAAGUCAGUUCGUCAAC
Molecule: messenger RNA, 297 nt
Organism: Entrophospora candida
Lineage: Eukaryota; Fungi; Glomeromycota; Glomeromycetes; Entrophosporales; Entrophosporaceae
Source: the annotation of a GenBank genome assembly